UUGUUUCUGAAAGAUUGAAAACAGAAGGAGCUCGUGGUUUAUAUAAAGGUGUUGGAGUUCACGCAUUAGGCAGUAUUGGUGGACGUUUAGUUCAUUUUUCUACUUAUGAUGCAUUAAGAGAUAGGGUUUAUAGAGGACGGGGAAAAGGGAUUGGACUUGCUUGGUUAGAAGGUUGUAGUCAAACUACAACAAAUGCAUUUUUAGGAACUUUAAGCGCCAUAACAACUUCUAGCUUUAUUGUACCUUUUGAUGUUAUAUCGCAACAACUUCAAGUUUCAAAAUUACCUUCGUCAACCUCAAAAGGUACCAAUACGAAUAAUAAUGUUCCAGCUCUAUCCAAAAGCAAAAGGCAAAUUUCUACAUCAACAAUAACAAAACGACCUAUUUUUGUUGUUACCACUCGACACGAUGUUCAAAAGGUUCCUUCAGAUAUUAAUAAGUCAUCUACCUUAACAAAUUUUAUAACUCGUCUUAAACCAAAAGAUGUAUCCUUAUAUAAAUUUCUUUAUCGCGGCUGGACCGCAGGACUCCUUAAUACAUUAUCAUUCUUUCCAGCAUAUUUUUUCACUUAUACCUAUACAUUGGAAUAUUUACAACGAAAUAAACAUCAUCUUACAUUUUUACCUUCUUCUUACUUUUUAUUUUCUGUGACAUCAGGUGUUGUGGCCGGAACUACUGCAACUUUUACUUCUGCUCCUUUCGAUGUAGUAAAAACAAAAAUUCAAAUUGCACGUGAAUCUCGUCGAGGCGAAUUAAGAUGGUUAAAUGUUGCCACAAGUAUUUUAAAGACUGAAGGUGUAAAGG
Molecule: messenger RNA, 804 nt
Organism: Funneliformis caledonium
Lineage: Eukaryota; Fungi; Glomeromycota; Glomeromycetes; Glomerales; Glomeraceae
Source: the annotation of a GenBank genome assembly